AUGUCGAUGAUAAAUAUGUCCAGGGACCCCUUGGUCGUCGGGCACAUUGUUGGGGAUAUCGUGGACCCUUUCAUGACCACUGCGUCGUUCAGGAUCUUCUUCAACAACAAGGAAAUGACGAACGGGUCUGAGCUCAAACCAUCUCAGGUGUUCAAGGUUCCAAGAGUUUAUAUUGGUGGGCGAGACAUGAGGAACCUCUACACGCUUGUGAUGGUAGACCCUGAUGCACCUAGUCCCAGCAACCCUACUGAAAGAGAGAACCUUCAUUGGUUGGUAACUGACAUUCCAGAGACUACUGAUGCAAGCUUUGGAAAUGAAAUUGUCCCCUAUGAGAGUCCACGCCCAACAGCAGGAAUCCAUCGUUUCGUGUUCAUCCUGUUUAGGCAGUCAAUCAGGCAGGCCACCUAUGCACCAGGGUGGAGAGCAAACUUCUGCACAAGGGACUUUGCAGCGAUCUACAAUCUUGGACCACCUGUCGCUGGGAUGUACUUUAACUGCCAAAGAGAGAAUGGAUGUGGUGGCAGAAGGUACAUUAGGUAA
This is a messenger RNA of Lolium rigidum, 540 nucleotides long. Its product is annotated as protein FLOWERING LOCUS T-like. Bases 1 to 540 code for a protein of 179 amino acids. The record is from RefSeq and is a predicted model, not a curated record. The transcript has 4 exons. NCBI's taxonomy places the organism in Eukaryota, Viridiplantae, Streptophyta, Magnoliopsida, Poales, Poaceae.